AUGGGAGAUGAUGGUCUGCCAGGUUUAUCGGGAUCAAAGGGUGCUAAAGGAGAAUCAAGCCUUGGAGGAGCUGGAAUAAAAGGCCUGCCUGGCAAUAACGGAUUUGAUGGAUUUGAUGGUGUCAAGGGUGCAAAGGGUGAAGCUGGUAAACAUGGACAUUCCGGAAUUAAAGGAGAUGUUGGAGAUUUUGGCUUCCCUGGCAGACCUGGUGCUCAAGGUAGACUUGGACAAAAAGGAAAAACUGGUGCAGAUGGCUUACCUGGACCUCAAGGUUCAGUUGGUUCGCCAGGACUACCCGGAGAUGAAGGAUCCAUUGGAGAAUCAGGAAAACGAGGAUUCAGAGGAGAGCCUGGUGUUUCAGGACCAAGAGGUCCAGUUGGAGAAAUUGGCUCUAAAGGGCUUCCUGGACUUUAUGGAUUUCCUGGCAUACCUGGUAUCCCUGGUGACCCUGGCAUACCUGGAGCCAUUGGAAAAAAAGGUCGUUCUGGACAUCCAGGUACAGAAGGCCAAGAUGGCCGUCCUGGUCGCAGUGGUAUCCCUGGCAUUGCUGGUGAUCCUGGUACACCUGGUAGUUCUGCCACAGGACCAGGUAUUGUCUUCACGAGACACAGCCAAGACUCUGUGGUUCCCAACUGCCCUCAUGGCACCUCCAGACUAUGGGAAGGCUACUCUCUUCUCUAUGUCAUGGGCAACGGUCGAGCUCAGGGUCAAGAUUUAG
This is a messenger RNA of Candidula unifasciata, 718 nucleotides long. NCBI's taxonomy places the organism in Eukaryota, Metazoa, Mollusca, Gastropoda, Stylommatophora, Geomitridae. The record is from the annotation of a GenBank genome assembly.